Messenger RNA from Anthostomella pinea, 2328 nucleotides. The record is from the annotation of a GenBank genome assembly. NCBI's taxonomy places the organism in Eukaryota, Fungi, Ascomycota, Sordariomycetes, Xylariales, Xylariaceae.
AUGGUCAAGUUCACGACGGCCGUUGCCGUCCUUCUCGCUGGAGCCAGUGCCUCGCCAACAGUCAAGGACAAUGGCAGCACGCCUCUGGCCAAGCGAGCUACCAGCUUUUGGUAUGCCAACAUGGACCACACAGGAAACGCAAGAGGCUAUGCCCCGGACCUCGACAACGACUUCACUUACCCAGUCUUCAUGGCUGUGAAUGCGGGAGACGGAGCUGGUAUCCAAAAAGCCAUCAAUGAUGCUGGCAACGGGGCAAGCCGCCAUCCUCAGUGGCUUGCCUCACAGCCACGAGUCGUUUACCUACCACCCGGAACCUACGAAGUCAGCCAGACUAUUCGCAUGAACACAGACACCAUCAUCAUGGGUGACGCCACCAACCCACCGACAAUCAAAGCUGCAGCAAGCUUUUCUGGUGACCAGACGCUGCUCUCGGCACAGGAUCCGGGAACUGGGGAGAGUGGAGAGCUGUCCUUUGCCGUGGGACUCAAGAACCUGAAGCUCGACACCUCAAGCAUCGCUGGAGGAAAUCAAUUCACCGCACUCUGGUGGGGUGUCGCUCAAGCGGCACAACUUCAAAACGUCAAGAUUACCAUGACAUCGGCACCAUCUAACACUAACACGGGACACACGGGUAUCCGCCUGGGCAGAGGAUCUACCCUUGGACUUUCAGAUGUUCGCGUUGAGCAUGGACUGAACGGCAUCUGGCACGAUGGCCACCAGCAGGCGCUGUAUAAAAGUAUAUACUUCUACCAAAACACUGUCGGCAUGCUCAUCACAGGAGGCAACACCAUCAGCAUCAUUGCCCCCACUUUCGACACAUGUGGCACUGGCGUACGAAACACCGGUGGUGCUCCGUGGAUUGGUUUGAUUGACGCCAUAUCGAUCAACUCCGGCGUAACCUUCGUCACCACCGGCUUCCCGUCGUUCCUAAUCGAAAACCUAAGCAAGGAUACCAACUCCGAUAUUGCCCAAGUACCUGACAAGACUGUCCUUGGCCCACAGAGUCACGUCAACACGUUCACGUACGGAAACACAGUCGGCCGCAACCCGAUCUACGGGGCGACUCCUUCCACCAACACUCGUCCCGCUGCGCUCGCGCCAAAUGGCAAGUUCCCCGUCGUCCCGGCUCCGAACUACGCCUCAAACCCCGUGAGCGACUUCAUCAAUAUCAAGGACCCAAACCAGAAUGGCGGCCACACAGUUCUCGGCGACAACACCAAGGAUGAGUCUGGUGUGUUGAACCAGAUUCUGCAGUUCGCAGCUUCCAACAACAAGAUCGCCUACUUCCCUUUCGGCAAGUACCGAGUUGACGACACGCUGCUUAUCCCCAAAGGCUCACGCAUCGUGGGCGAAGCCUGGGCCACCAUCACCGGUAACGGAAGCAAGUUCAAGGACUCCAGCAACCCGAAGCCGGUUGUCGCCGUCGGCAACGCCGGUGAUGUGGGCACCGCCCAGAUCCAAGACAUGCGCUUCACAGUCUCCGACGUCCUCCCCGGCGCCAUCAUCGUGCAAUUCAACAUGGCCGGCUCGUCCCCCGGCCAAGUAGCUCUCUGGAACUCCCUCAUCACCGUUGGCGGCACGCGGGGCGCCGGCGCCCUAACCAACAGCUGCCGCGACGCGAGCAACGAGUGCAAAGCCGCGUUCCUAGGCCUGCACUUCGCGCCCUCGUCGUCGGCGUACGUCGAGAACGUCUGGAACUGGGUCGCGGACCACAUCACCGAAGACUUCGACGGCGGGUCCAACAUCGCGGCCAAGGGCGGCGCGCUCGUCGAGUCAACCAAGGGCACCUGGCUGCACGCGCUCGGCAGCGAGCACUGGUGGCUGUACCAGCUGAACCUGCGCGGGGCGCGCAACGUGCUGGUCUCGCUGCUGCAGUCCGAGACCAACUACGACCAGGGCGACCACGCGCGACAGGUGCCGCCCGCGCCGUGGACCGCCGACGUCUCCGGUUGGGGCGACCCGGACUUUUCGUGGUGCGGGGGCGGCGACACGCGCUGUCGCAUGGGGUUUGCGAAUUACAUCAAUGGCGGCGCCGAUAUCUACACCUACGCGUCGGCUUCUUGGGCGUUCUUCAGCGGGCCGGGAUACCAGGCCUGCGCUGGGGCUUUCCAGUGCCAAAAUUUUAUGCAUUGGAUCGCGCAGACGCCGACAAAUCUGCAGGCGUUUGGGCUCUGCUCGAAGGAUACCUGGGCGACGCUUCGCUUGGCUGACGGGACCAAUAUCGUGACUCAGGAUGGGUUUGAGGGGUCUUGGAGCGGCGAUGUUGGACGCUAUACACCUGGGACUUCGACUUCGGUGGAGGGAGAGACUGUAUCUUUGGAACUUUGA